Messenger RNA from Orycteropus afer afer, 1313 nucleotides. It is a transcript of the gene BEND6, whose product is annotated as BEN domain containing 6. The record is from RefSeq and is a predicted model, not a curated record. NCBI's taxonomy places the organism in Eukaryota, Metazoa, Chordata, Mammalia, Tubulidentata, Orycteropodidae. Gene Ontology annotation, biological process: negative regulation of Notch signaling pathway; positive regulation of neuron differentiation. Gene Ontology annotation, cellular component: nucleus. Gene Ontology annotation, molecular function: transcription corepressor activity; DNA binding.
AUGCAGAAGAUCUUGCAAACAGAUGAAAUUACCAAUACCGACGUUUUUAGGAAAGGGAAGAGGAAAAGAACAGAGACAAUGGACUCAGAGAAUGUAAAUAGUGACACGGGUAAAGGACAGAGGGACCCAUUUUCGGGAAAUGCCUUUCUGCCAGGUGAGAGCUCUAGUGAAGAUGAAGAGCCUUUAGCAGAAUUAUCAAAGGAGGAAUUGUGCACCAAAAUAAAAAGCCUGAAACAAAAACUAACAAAUAUCCGGAAAGAAAACAGCCGACUUCGACAAUCUUUGGUCAUGCUUCAAGUGCUACCCCAGGCUGUCACCCAGUUUGAAGAACUGGUAGGUAUGGCUGAGGCCCUGCUGAAGGGUGGAGGAACUGUGUCUACAUCUACAGCUACCCUCUGGAGAGCAACAAAUAACUCUUCACCAGAUUCAUUUGCCUCAACGUGCAGUAAUUCUAAUUCCAGUUCACCAAUUUCCUUGAAGGCGGAGGAGGAGCAUCAUACCGAUGAGAAACAGUUCAAGAUUGAAAAAUGGCAGAUUGCCCGUUGUAAUAAGAGCAAACCUCAGAAGUUUAUUAAUGAUUUAAUGCAAGUACUUUACACAAAUGAAUAUAUGGCCACACACAGCCUGACGGGGGCAAAAUCCUCUACUUCAAGGGACAAAGCCGUGAAACCAGCUAUGAAUCAGAAUGAAGUUCAAGAAAUCAUAGGAGCCACAAAACAGUUAUUUCCCAAUACAGACGAUGUUUCCAUUAGGAGAAUGAUAGGGCAAAAGCUAAAUAACUGUACCAAGAAGCCAAAUUUAAGCAAAAAUCUCAACUCUCAGGAUUUUAAGUAGGCCUCUUUGGUAUUUUAAGUAUGCAAAACAAAGUACCUUCAGUUCUAAAUCUAGCAUUGGAUUUUGUUGAAGAAUCUGAAACCUCCUUGGCAGUGAGCACCAAUAGACAUGUGCAGUGACGGCUGUGAGAUGUCUAUAAUAUUGCUGGGCUUUUCUGGUGGAACAACAAGCUUGCUGAAGAAACUGCAUGUAGAUUCUAUCCUAAACACCAUUGAUGCAUUGAACCAGCGAAUUUCUAGCAGUCAAAUAAGCAUGCAGUGUGAUUUCUUUUGAAUUAUGUGUUUCCCCAUACUGACAUUCUUCUCUGUACAGCUAACUUAACAAGAUACAGCUCUUAUCAUAGCAAUAAAAUGUUAACCUUUAAGAUUAGUCAUUGCCCUAAUCAAUUGUUGGAUAUUUAUUAUUACUAAUGACUCCCCAUUAUAUUUUUUUUAUCAUUAGCAAAAGUACAUGUUAGGGAAGGCAGACAGUUAAAUGAU